This is a messenger RNA of Cicer arietinum (chickpea), 1971 nucleotides long. RefSeq names its product zinc finger CCCH domain-containing protein 44-like. The record is from RefSeq and is a predicted model, not a curated record. Lineage: Eukaryota; Viridiplantae; Streptophyta; Magnoliopsida; Fabales; Fabaceae. Gene Ontology annotation, molecular function: DNA binding.
CAAGAAAUAGAAAUAAAUAGCAUCAUAAUUACAGGAGAGUGUAUUGUACUGUUUUCACUAUCCAUCACUAGAGUUAGACUCUACUCUCUCUGUACUGCAUACUUGAGUGAGUCACAAUGUCCAAAAACAGAGAAAAUAAUGCCAAGAGAAAGCUUUCCUUUCAACCAAAACCUGAGGAAAAAGAAGAAGAUUGGUGCUUUGAAUGCAAGGAUGGUGGACAACUAGUUUUCUGUGAUCACAAGAAAUGUGGUAAAGUUUAUCAUCAAGACUGUCUUGGAAAGGAUGAAUCUUUUUUUGAUACUGCAAAAUCUUGGGUUUGUGCUAGGCAUUAUUGCCUCAACUGCAUUAAACCCUCAAAGUUCUGUUGCCUUGGCUGUCCAAAUUCUGUAUGCAAAAAGUGUGUUUCUACUUCGGAAUUUACAGUAGUUAGAGGUGUUCAAGGGUUGUGCUGCGACUGUGUGAAGAUAGUAGAGAUUAUAGAACAAAAUUUGGACCAUGACUCUGAGGGGACCAAAAUAACUUUGGAUGACAGAGAAACAUAUGAAUGUCUAUUCAAGGAAUACUGGGAAAAUGUUAAGGUAAUCGAAGGAUUGACCGAUGAUGAUAUCUCGUCUGCACUGUCCAACUAUAGAAAAGGUAAAGAUGUUGUGCUUCUUACAAGUAGCAGUGAAGGUGAAGAAGAAAAACAAAAUGACUCCAACACUAAUGAAGAUUAUAGAGAUAUGCAUAGGCGGACCAAACGGAAGAAGUACAAUUCAAUGACAUUCGUCGGAUGGGCAUCAGAACCUCUCUUUAGCUUCCUUGCAUCCAUUGGGAAAUAUAAAACAGAACCAAUGACACAAUGGGCUGUAAGAACUCUCAUAUUUGAAUACAUUAAGAAGAAAAAUCUUUAUCACCCGAAAGACAAAAGGAAAUUCCUCCCUGAUCAAAAGUUAUUUCCUAUAUUUAAAAAGAAAACUAUGUCGAUAAAUCAGAUAUAUUCUCGACUGGAGUUUCACUUUGCAAAAGAAUUGGAUUAUUCGGCCAGGGAGAAAACUCAAGGUCAAAACGAAAACAGUUCUGCAGACAAGUCUAUAGAUGAUCAGACAUGUAUGGAAAGAAAAUUAUCGAACUUAAUAGCAAAACCUCUUUUGAAAAAAGGAGAUUUGUUUAUAAAAUCUGGAUGUUUUGCAUCCAUACAUGCCAAUAAUAUAGCGCAUGUCUACCUUAAACGAAGUUUGGUGCUAGAGUUGUCUAAACGGGCCAAAAGCUUUGUGAGUAAGGUUGUUGGAACCUUUGUUAGAGCAAGAGUAAAUUCCAAUGAUCAUAAGCAAAGAAAUUCAUAUCAUCUUGUGAGAGUUCUAGGUGUUAUACAUGACGAAAUGUCUAAUGGAAUACUCUUGCAAGUUUCCUUCGUACCUAAUGCCAUUCCCAUUUCUGAGCUCUCCGAUGAUGACUUCACAGAGCAAGAAUGUGAGGAUUUGCAGCAAAAAGUGAAAGCCAAGUUGCUACCAAAAUUAAAUGUUGGUGAUCUUCAAGAGAAGGCUACAAGUCUUCACAAGGAUAUAACAAAACAUUGGAUUGUGACACGCCUUGUCUAUUUGCGAGUUCAAAUCGAGCGUGCGAAUCUCAGAGGACGUACAAAAGAAAAAAUUGCAUUACUAGAAGAAAGAGAAGAGCUUGAACAACCAUGGAAACAAGAACAAUUGUUGAAGUGUAUGCCAACAGUUUUCCCCGAGUUUAUGGAGGCGAAAUAUAACGAAACUGAUGAAGACGACGGGGAAACAGAGAGUCAGGAGGACUAAUGACUCAUCAUCAUCUUCUUGAUGUGGUAGUGUAGUCAGUUUUUCCUAAGUUAGAAACUAAAAAACUUAUAUCAACUAACAAGAUACUAUUCUGAAAUUAAAUAGAACUAAAAAAGUAACUGAAAAGUUGAUGUAUUUGACUUUACUUUUUAAUUAUGCAUGAACUUUUAAUUACUAUUUUUGUUUA